Molecule: messenger RNA, 1733 nt
Organism: Abrus precatorius (Indian licorice)
Lineage: Eukaryota; Viridiplantae; Streptophyta; Magnoliopsida; Fabales; Fabaceae
Product: 2,3-dimethylmalate lyase-like
Exons: 7
Coding region: 190-1620 (476 amino acids)
Molecular function (GO): catalytic activity
Source: RefSeq, a predicted model, not a curated record
UUUGCAAAAACGUGUGCGAGUUUCCGUUGUGGUAUCAAAAGAGAACCUCGUGGGUCCUUGGUAUUGGGAAAAUGGUUUAAAAAAUUGAAGCAAAUAAUGAAUUGAUUUGAACAUAAAGUAGUUGUUAUAGAAAGAAGGAAGAGAUAAAGGAGGGAGAAAUAAGAUUAGAUUAGAAGAGUGGGAGUAGCAAUGAAGGUUUCAGCACUUAGCAGUGUAAACGUGGUUCCUCAUCAUGGCGGGCAUCGAUUCCACUGGCAAUCACGUUCCUUCUCGCUGUUCAUUGCAAGAACGACAUCUUCCAAAUCAGUUGCAGUAGCAUGCUCCGCUUCUUCUACUACUUCUUCUUCUUCUUCAGCCAAAGACCUUCGGCGAAUCCUGGAGUCCCCAGGGAUCCACCAAGGCCCUGCUUGCUUCGACGCUCUCAGCGCUAAGCUCGUUGAAAACGCGGGUUUCGAAUUCUGCUUCACCAGUGGCUUCUCAAUUUCUGCUGCCACACUGGCUCUCCCCGACACUGGCUUCUUGUCUUACGGCGAAAUGGUCAACCAAGGUCAACUCAUCACCCACGCCGUCUCAAUUCCCGUCAUUGGCGACGCCGACAACGGUUAUGGCAAUGCCAUGAACGUCAAGAGAACCCUUAAGGGAUAUAUCGCUGCUGGCUUCGCCGGAAUCAUUCUUGAAGAUCAGAUUUCGCCGAAAGCGUGUGGGCACACGCGCGGGAGGAAGGUGGUGUCGAGAGAAGAGGCGGUGAUGAAGAUUAAGGCGGCGGUGGAUGCUAGAAGAGAGAGUGGCUCUGACAUUGUGAUUGUGGCGCGCACCGAUUCUCGGCAAGCUGUGUCGUUAGAGGAAGCACUUUCUAGGUCAAGGGCCUUUGCCGAUGCUGGAGCUGAUGUUCUUUUCAUUGAUGCACUCGCUUCCAAAGAAGAAAUGAGGGCCUUUUGUCAAGUUUCUCCUCUCAUUCCCAAAAUGGCCAAUAUGCUUGAAGGAGGUGGCAAAACACCUAUACUCAAUCCUCUUGAACUUGAAGAGAUUGGUUUCAAAAUCGUUGCGUAUCCACUUUCCUUGAUCGGGGUUUCUAUACGGGCAAUGCAGGAUUCUCUCACUGCCAUUAAAGGAGGCCGUAUUCCUCCUCCAGGAAGCAUGCCAACUUUUGAAGAAAUUAAGGAUAUCUUAGGUUUCAAUGCUUAUUAUGAAGAAGAGAAGCGUUACGCCACAAGUACCAAUCAGCAGCUGUCAAAGGGAGAGAGCAGUAGCCUGUACAGUAUACAACGCAGAGAUCAAGUUGAUACAGAGCAGACAAGCCAAAGUCUCAAAGAUCCUAUUGUUGAAGUUAUAACACCUGAUGAUAUGUACAAUAAAUAUGGUGCAGAUAGUUCAAGGAACCCGUUUUCUGGUAUCUGGUCCCGGACUUUGAGAGUAAAAAUAACUGGAAGAGAUGGAUUUGAGAAACUUGAUCUCAGGAUUCCUGCUGGAUUUCUCGACGGAAUCACAAACAUAGUACCUGCUUUGGGUGGUGUAAACCUCAAAGAACUAUUGGACGAUGCAGCAGAAGAAGUUGGGGGAAAACUGUUGUUAGAUUUUAAUGACAGGAUGGGCGACAGGAUUCAAGUAUUUCUGGAGUGAUUCUACAUUGCUCGAGUUUCUCAAGUUCAACGGACCUGUUCUGGACAACUGUACUUUUCUUUGAAAUAAAAUAAGAAAUUAAGAUAAAGGAAAUAGAGUGGAUUUUCAUGCAA